This is a messenger RNA of Seriola dumerili (greater amberjack), 2656 nucleotides long. Its product is annotated as calcium/calmodulin-dependent protein kinase type IV-like. Bases 680 to 2116 code for a protein of 478 amino acids. Gene Ontology annotation, biological process: protein phosphorylation. The transcript is spliced from 11 exons. The record is from RefSeq and is a predicted model, not a curated record. NCBI's taxonomy places the organism in Eukaryota, Metazoa, Chordata, Actinopteri, Carangiformes, Carangidae. Gene Ontology annotation, molecular function: calcium/calmodulin-dependent protein kinase activity; calmodulin binding; ATP binding.
AGCUCUCUCUCCGCAUAUCCAGCGGACAUCUGGAGCAGCCCUGCCCGGGAAUCAAACCUCCGAGAACCAAGCGACAUCCCUCACAAAGCCAUCAACCAGCCUGUUUCCCGGUGAAAACACAGCCGGGCUGCGCUGUAGUUGCUGCGACUCUCCGGUCUGGAUCUCCACCGGGAAGCUGCCCUGCUCCGGAGGCGUCUGACGGUCCGUUUCUACCGGUAAAAACACGGAGAUACGACGAAAACCCGGGAGGAGGGUGAUGGACUGAACUGAUCCGAUCUGAGAGGGUUUAGGCCUGAUGGAAGCUGCGACACAUCUGGACCUAGUGCGUCUGGAUCAGUCCAGGAUCCGUGUCUCUGGGAUUGAACAGAUUUUUUCUUGUGUAGUUUUUCUGUUUUGAUCAUUUUCUCUGAUAAACGGUCCUGAGUCUGAGGAGCAGGCGGAUCCUCCUCCUGCUGGUCUGGAUUAAAGCCCAUCAGGAUCAUGAAUCAUCCCCCUCUGCUGCUCUAAUCUGGGUUUUACCGAGCUGGAUUUAAAUCGGAGAUCCGAUCUGGAUUACUCUCCUCCUGGUUCUGGUCGGGUCACAUCUGACCCGGUCUGAACCGGUCCUGGUGCUGGUGUGAUAUUGGACUCGGUUCCGGUUCUCUCUGGACCUGGUUUGCGGGAGAGCUCUGCUGUCAUCAUGCCGACGUCCCGGCCUGGUUCGGAGCCGGUGGAGUUCUGGGUGGAGGGGUCGAGGCGGGACGGGACGGUGGAGGAGUUCUACACCCUGAGCUCCGAACUGGGCAGAGGAGCGACAUCCAUCGUGUAUCGCUGUGAAGAGAAACAGACUCAGAAACCCUACGCUGUCAAAGUCCUCAAGAAAACGAUCGACAAGAAAAUCGUUCGUACUGAAAUUGGUGUGCUGCUGCGUCUUUCCCACCCAAACAUCAUCCAGCUGAAGGAGAUCUUUGAGACAGACACUGACAUCGCUCUGGUAUUGGAGCUGGUGACCGGAGGAGAGCUGUUCGACAGGAUCGUGGAGAGAGGUUACUACAGUGAGAGAGACGCCGCUCAUGUCAUCAAACAGAUCCUGGAGGCUGUGGCGUAUCUCCAUGAGAACGGUGUUGUGCAUCGUGACCUGAAACCAGAGAACCUGUUGUACGCCGACCUGUCGCUGGAUGCUCCGCUGAAGAUCGCCGACUUUGGUCUGUCCAAAAUCAUCGAUGACCAGGUGACCAUGAAGACCGUCUGUGGUACUCCAGGGUACUGUGCUCCAGAGAUCCUGCGGGGAAAUGCCUACGGCCCCGAGGUGGACAUGUGGUCGGUGGGCGUCAUCCUCUACAUCCUACUCUGUGGGUUCGAGCCCUUCUUUGACCCACGGGGGGAUCAGUACAUGUACAGCAGGAUCCUCAACUGCGACUAUGAGUUUGUGUCUCCGUGGUGGGACGAGGUUUCCCUCAACGCCAAGGACCUGGUCAGUAAGCUGAUUGUCCUUGACCCUCACAAGCGCCUCAGUGUGCGGGAGGCCCUGCAGCACCCCUGGGUGCUGGGUAAAGCCGCUCGCUUCUCUCACAUGGACACCACCCAGAGGAAACUGCAGGAGUUCAAUGCUCGACGUAAACUCAAGGCUGCCAUGAAGGCGGUUGUUGCCACCAGUCGGAUGCACGAGAGCUCGCGGCGUCGUACGGACAGCUGUGAGAUUCCAGGCUCAGGGGCCUCCAGACAGAGCAGUAUGCAGCAGGACCUGCCACCUGAACCCACAGGCCCUGCCCCCGCAGACAAAGAGGCCCCACCCCCGGAUCAGCAGCUGCAGGACGAAGAAUCAAAGCCCGCUGAGCAAAGUGCCCUCAGCCCCUCCCCCCCGCGCAGCCCUAAACCCCCCUGCUCUGACGUCACGCCCACAGGACCCGCCCCCACCAGACCGCCGCUGCGAGCUGACGGGCUGCGACAGGCAUCCGUUGCCCCCAAAACCGCGCUGGUCCACCCCCGACUGCCGCAGAAAAGCUGCUCUGUCGUAGAGCCCACCUCCAGGAUCGAGGCGACACCUGCAUUGGCCACACCCCCGAGUCCCAACAGCCUCAGCAAUGGCUUCACGCCAGCGGUGGAGCCGGCCAGUAAGACCGCCCACUGCCAGUGAUCACCUGACAAAGAGCAGCUCCUCUGCCUCAGUCUCACACACUAAGGUCUAGCUUCAUUUACUGGGACCAAACUAACAGCUACAUUUCACCUGGUCACCUGACGUCAGAUCAGCUGUUAUCUCACAUGCUAACAUGCUAAAUACUGCAGACUCACUGAGGUUUGGUUGGAUGUUGUUGCAGCUGGACAGAUGUUGAGCUGCAGGUCUUUCCUCUGGAAAUUUCAGAUACAAAGUAUGUCCCAAAUCAGAUCUCAUGAGAUCUCAUAAGGUCUCAUCAGGUCACAUCAGAUCUCACCAGGUCUCAUGAGAUCUCAUGAGGUCUCAUCAGAUCUCAUCAGGUCUCAUGAGGUCUCAUAAGGUCUCAUCAGAUCUCAUCAGGUCACAUCAGAUCUCAUCAGGUCUCAUGAGAUCUCAUAAGGUCUCAUCAGAUCUCAUCAGGUCACAUCAGAUCUCACCAGGUCUCAUCAGAUCUCACCAGGUCUCAUGAGAUCUCAUGAGGUUUCAUCAGAUCUCAUGAAGUCUCAUCAGAUCUCAUCAGGU